Messenger RNA from Xenopus laevis (African clawed frog), 1378 nucleotides. It is a transcript of the gene gch1l.L, whose product is annotated as GTP cyclohydrolase 1. The record is from RefSeq and is a predicted model, not a curated record. The transcript has 6 exons. NCBI's taxonomy places the organism in Eukaryota, Metazoa, Chordata, Amphibia, Anura, Pipidae. Bases 103 to 792 code for a protein of 229 amino acids.
UGAAACACUACCAAUAAAGAGGUUCUGGUGGAACCACAGUAAGUUCAACAUCAGUCGGUGCUUCUCUCUCAACGUUCCUGUUGUUCGGUUGGUGUUGCCAGAAUGGAAGUCAUGAAUAACUAUAUGAAUGGGGAAGCCAACGGCAGCUACGUCAGCAACUCUGUAGCAACUGAUGUAAAAAAGGGAUUGAAACAGGACAAGGCAAACCAAGCCAAAAGAGACGUACAUGAGCAAGAAAAAGCAAGUGCUUUGGAGAAAGCCUACAGUAACAUCCUCAGGGAGCUGGGAGAGAAUCCAGAGAGGGAAGGUCUUCUCCUGACUCCUAGCAGGGCAGCCAAAGCAAUGCAGUUCUUCACUAAGGGAUACAAGGAAACCGUUUAUGAUGUCAUGAACAAUGCCGUGUUUGAUGAAGACCAUGAUGAGAUUGUGAUUGUUAAGGACAUUGACAUUUUCUCACUAUGUGAACAUCACCUGGUACCAUUUUUUGGCAAAGUGCACAUUGGUUACAUACCAAACAAGAAAGUUGUCGGACUGAGCAAACUGGCAAGGAUUGUUGAAAUUUACAGUCGGAGGCUACAAGUUCAGGAGAGGCUCACUAAACAGAUUGCCUUGGCUAUUAUCGACGCUCUGCAGCCCGUGGGAGUAGCUGUUGUCAUGGAAGCUUCACACAUGUGCAUGGUCAUGAGAGGAGUGCAGAAGAUAAAUAGCCGCACCAUAACCAGCACGAUGCACGGAGUAUUCCUGGAAGAUCCCAAGACCAGGGAAGAAUUCCUCUCUCUGAUUAAGGAGUAACAUAGAACUAGAUUGGGACUAGCAGUUUAGUUCAUGUGUUCUGCUGAAUUCCUGUUUAAUGUUUCACAUACUGGUGCUGAAAAUCAUUUCGUGUUUCAAUGUGUAUGAUUAUAAAGGAAUCCAUUAAAAGUUUUUUUUUUUUUUUGGGAACAAAAAGUCUCUUUGUGAGCAGCAUGAUGAAUAGAAAUAGGAGUGUGGUUCACUAGUCGUACAAGAAAAUCUGUAUUUUCCACCAGCGCAGGUCUACUUCUACCCCAUGUUCUUCAAGGUCAGUCCUAAAAAAACAGUUGCCUCUAAAGGGUUAUUAAACACCCAGGGCCGGAUUUAGAAAAUUAAAGUACAUUUUUUAAGGAAAUGGGAAAGCAGCAAAGAUGUUGUGCGAUGGGGCCGCUAAAAACUUAUGAACAGCCAUGUCAUGGGUUAUGCCAACUCUAAACUUAGGGGCAAGCUCAGUAAGGCUACACAUGUAUUGUUAUUGCUAAUUUUUAUUCCUCCUCUUUCUAUUCAGGCCUCUCCUAUUCAUAUUCCAGUCUCUUAUUCAAAUUAAUGCAUGGUUACUAGGGGAAUUUGAACACUAGAUUGUGGA